AUGCAUAAAUUAUUUUACUAUCAAUUUUGGUCAAUAUGUACUUUUUUGUCAGCUGUGACGCAUAUCGCAGAUUCAUCGCCAGCUUUUUGUUUUCUCAGCCGACAGCCUACAACUCAUGUCAUACAAUCUGCAUCUGAACUUGCUGACACGAUUCCAUCGAUCGAUGUUUAUGUCCUGGUUGAUCACAACAAUGUUUCACUUCCAUCGUCGUCAUCAUCAUCUAUUCGAUACAUUCAACUCAACGAAACUUUUCUCAUUAAAGAAGGCUUUCAAAAAGCUGGUAUGUUCGGCUCGAAUAAAAUUUGUUCAGCAUGGGAUAAAGCUCUUUAUUAUUUCACACGGAUUGCAACCAACUAUUCUUUUGUUUGGUUUGCCGAAGAGGACGUCUUCAUACCAACUACCCAAGCAUUUCUUUCUCUCCAUGAACUUUACUCACCACAUAACGACUUUGUUGCUCCUGAACUUGCUUAUAAUAUACAAGGUGACACUUAUAGCUGGUACCAUUGGUAUUUAGCACCAGGGACAUUUACAAUACCAUGGGCACAUGGAAUCGUGUGUAUUGUAGGUUCGAGUCGUCGGAUGCUUUCUGCUGUUGAUGAGUAUGCACGAUGGCGAGGCGAACUGACAUUUGUUGAAUUUCUUUUUCAUACUAUGGGUAUCCAACAUAAAGAGAUGACAAUUGUCACACCGCUGGAAUUGAAUACGAUCGCCUAUCGACAACGAAUUGCAUUUGAACAGGUGAAAAAUAGACCAAACAAUCUUUGGCAUCCAGUGAAAAGCUUUUUUAAUCAGAAAAAAUGGAGACAAAACAUCAUCAACAUUACACUAAUUGACAAAAAUCAAACUCUCAGCAAGUUUCAUAUUCUGAAGGAUAAAGUCAUCGACGAUAUCGGUAUCAACUCAACUAGUGAUCUCAAUCAUCUUCUCUCUCUGUUUGAACUUGUCAAACAUCAGUUCACACCUACCGAAAGACAACAACUUCGACACUUAUUCGUUCGCUUAGCCAACGAUCAGUCCGAAGAAAUAUCUUCCCUACUCCAUCGACUCGCUGAUCAUGCUUUCAAGUUAUCAGAAGCACACAUCAACACAACGAUGGAAGAAGAUAGAACUGAGAAGUAUGUUGCAUUGGAGAAUAAACUAGUAGAGAAUAAGAAGACGAUUCUUUGGUUGGUGAAGAAUGGAAAUGGAAGUGUGGAUGAGAAGAAUGAAAUAGGUAGACUUCGACGAGAAGCAAAGCAGCUGACACUGAAUCUGACACGAGAAAUUCAAUGUGAACGACGAUAUACACGAUGUAAGUAA
Messenger RNA from Adineta ricciae, 1299 nucleotides. NCBI's taxonomy places the organism in Eukaryota, Metazoa, Rotifera, Eurotatoria, Adinetida, Adinetidae. The record is from the annotation of a GenBank genome assembly.